Molecule: messenger RNA, 576 nt
Organism: Dioscorea cayenensis subsp. rotundata (Guinea yam)
Lineage: Eukaryota; Viridiplantae; Streptophyta; Magnoliopsida; Dioscoreales; Dioscoreaceae
Exons: 3
Coding region: 49-576 (175 amino acids)
Source: RefSeq, a predicted model, not a curated record
UAAAAAGCUCCAUGAGCAUGAUCACUCCAUGCAAAGAGAUCACAAACCAUGGAAGACUUAGAGCAAUGUUUUGAAGAUCAAACCAAUAGGAGAAAUAGCGAAGCUCAUCAUGGAUAUUAUUUGUUUGGUGAAGAGAAGAACAAGUUCAGUGAUAAUAUUUUAUCUGAAGAGGAAUUAGCACUACGAAAAGAGAUCGAGAUCGAAAUAGAGAAUGAAUUGGAGGAGGAGAUCAAACAAGAACUUGGUCAUCUUGCUUUUCGGCUUCGAGGAUUGUAUCGGCACAAGAUGGCUAGGAUGAACAUAUGCAAAAGAGGAGAACAAUCAAGCAAAGAGAAGGUCAUGGAGGUGAGAGUAAUAAGCAUUAGAAUGGAAGGAGAAGAGUACAAGAUUGAGAUAAAUGAGAAUAACAAAACUAGAACUCAAACAUCAAUAAAAUCACAAGUUAAGCAAGGAAAGAAGGUUUGUGUAAACAAGCAUGUUGAUUGGGCAAGCACUCUGCGUUCAGGAAACCAUUGCAUUGUUCCCAUUGAUCAAAUUGCUAAGAAGAAAAGAUUCAAUCCAGAGAAAACAAGUUGA